GCCCUCGGCCAGGGAGCCCGGAACAGCUGGGCCGAGGUGGAGCAGCAGCUUCUGGAGAUGUGGCAGGAGCACUCAAAACUUACUCCUGCAAACAGAACGCCUCCCUAGCUUCCUAACCUGUAACGUUUUGAUUUUUAACUUCACUUUUAACAGGAUUUUCCCAGGCUGACGUGGCCCAUCUUGUUUGUUAAGCAGUAGUGUCAAUGCCAAAGAUGAGGCUGCUGACAAAAUGAAACUGAUCCUGUACAGAAUUCUUACAGUUGGAACAGUCCCUCAAAGCCCUCCUGUCCCAACUCCCCUGCAAUGAACAGGGGCAGCCACAGCUCCAUCAGGAGCUCAGAGCCCCGUCCAGCCUGACCUUGGGUGUCUGCAGGGACAGGGCACCCACCACCUCUGGGCAGCCUCAGCAGUUAUGGGUUGGUUUGUAUCUACAGCGUAAUGACAGGGAAAGACUACUCAUUAACUUUCUGUUUAAAGAAGCGGUUUGUCUUUCCCCGGCCUUUUCCUAGAAAAGAAACAUCUUUUAGCAAGAGGUUCUACUGGCUUGUUUUAACAGUAGCGUACUUCCCUUAGAGAUUAUAGUUCAAUCCUCUAUCUUAUUAAGGGAAGUUGUUUUGUCCAUGAAUCCAAUUAGCCUUGUGGGUGAAUAAGAUUGUGCUUCCUGAAAUAGAGCAGGCCCACAAAUAGCAUAACUACACCUAAACUCAUAAGCAAUGCUGGUAACCAGAGUGGUAUUUCCCUGCAUCCUCUCAUUAUUUUUUACAAGCAAUGCUCUCAAGUUACGAGACAAAUCUCAGUUAGAACAUCUCACCAAACAGCAAAAGGUGCUGAAAACUUGUACACGUAGAUAAAGUUCCCUUUCUCCUCAACAUAGGCAGGUAGGUUCUGGUAAUGUUUUCAGUACCAGAGAAACAUAUUCAGUUAUAAAGGCAUGAAAAAUACGUGUUGUUAUUCUGACAUCCCUCCUGGCAAAGGGCACUUUCUAAUCAGAGCCACUGCAAAUUCCGCUGUGGGUCCGGGUGCUACAGCACUCAGCAGCUCCGUUCUUAAGACGUGUUUAGCUGUUGGCAUAUUUUCCUCUUUGGGGACGUACAGUCCUUAGCUUCAAACAAUGCCCUUAUGCUACUGACAGAAAACAGAGAAGCUCGCAGAGAAAAUAGAAACUAAACAAACAGGAACAAAUACUUUCAGAAUAGCUCCAAUUAUUGCAGUAGCGUUGUUCCCGUAAUAGCUUCUGCUUGGCAAAGUACAGUACGUCGAUUCCUGGCGGAACGAAGCGAGCAAGGAGAGCUCGUCCCCGGGCAGCCCCGCAGCUGCAGGAGCUGAUCCUUUGCCCAGGGUUUCCGGACUACAUUUCCCAGAGCUCCUGCUGGGGGAAGAGCGACUCGAGGCGGUCAGACAGCUGCUGUUAUCUCUGCUUGCUGGAGGAGCAGCACUGCCAGCUGAAGACAACGGCGGCCUUUCGGAGCUGUUUCCUGCUGCUGGAGACAGUACGCCUUCUGCUCCGAGCGCAGUAAGUGGACAAAGCGUUUGUGAAGUCUCGAUCCGCCUCCUGCUGGGUGGGCAGAGAUGUCAGGAGCCAUCGUGACACCUCCACACCACUGAGCACAGAGACUGCCUCCCUGCAAGGAGAGGAGCCUCUGCUCAGGCACCACCCAGCUCAGGAGCCGUCACCGGCCUUCCUCAGAGGAAGGACUCGCCACCUCUUCCUUGGCACAGCUUACACAUCCCAGCCUGCAGGACGAAGGAAACACAACUUCCUCCUUAGAGAGCUUUGAGAUCUGUGGUUGGAAAGUGAAAUACUCAACAUAAUUGCUGAGGAUUGUGAAUCAUAGCACAUUUUUUUUUUCAGAUGAACACUUGAGGUGUCAGUUUCUGGCUGUUUUCUGGAGCUGAGUUCAAGCUGCAGUCUGCAAGUGCCUGAGCCGACAAUGUGGUGGGAUCCUUUGACACAAAAGCCAUUCUCAGCUGGAGAUGAUCCAGUUCAGCUGCAACUGCUGCCUCUCAUCCAGCUCUGGGAAUUCUCUUCCGCCACCAAUAUUUUGUCUUUCAUUCUCUUCUGGCAUCGAUGCCUUUCCCACAGAUCUGCUGCUUGCUGCAAUAGGAUGUUCAGUUGGAUGGAGGCCAUUACAACUGCGUAGGAAACAAACAAGAAGGCGGCCACUUCCACUGCUCUUUAUCCCACUGGUACAGGAAUUUAGGACAGGAACAUUUAACCUCGUCAUAUAGCACUUUAAGACCUUCUGUGCACACUUAUUUUAGAAAGCAAAUGCCAGCAUCCUGUAGGCUCUGCACAGACAGCUUCCCAUUGGUGCUGAUUAUGGCUGCGAUUUAUCAAGCAGCAUAUAGAAGAGUUGCUCUCUUCUGCAGGUCACACUCUACCUAUGUGAGAAAAAUGAGAUACUUAAAUAAGCUAAAGGAAGAUGACAGCUUGUGUAGACAAGCCCAGACCUCAGGAACUUUCUACCUCUUUCACAAUCUCUCACCCUUCCUGCAGGAAGUCGGACAGAAAUAUUUGAUACCACAGCUCAGUGCAGCAGAGAUGAAAAGGAUCCUGGAGAAAUUCAAAGAGGCUGAACAGUGGAUAGAGAAGUCGGUGCUGAUUGGUUGUUCAGAUGAGCACGUACCACACUUUGCCCUGGAUUUAGGAUCCUUGGAAAAAUCAGUCAUUGAGGCUGAGCUCGAGGGAUCAUUCACUGACUUACGAAAGGCUCUCUUUGUAGUGGAUGAGAAGGAUUCUCCUUUCCUGGCCUCGGCCCAGGCCCUUCUCCGGUGGCAUGAUUCCCACCAGUACUGUAGCAAAACUGGGCGGCCGACUCAGAAAAACGUAGCUGGCAGCAAGCGGGUGUGCCACGCCAGUGGAGUAACUUAUUACCCACAGAUGUCUCCAGUAGUUAUCAUCUUGGUGUCUGACGGCAGCCGCUGCCUCCUUGCACGACAGCGCUCGUUUCCUCAGGGGAUGUACACUGCUCUGUCUGGCUUCUGUGACCUGGGUGAAGCUGUGGAGGAGACAGCCCGGCGAGAGGUGGCAGAAGAGGUGGGCCUGGAGGUGGAGUCACUCUGGUACUCAGCAUCCCAGCACUGGCCCUUCCCCAGCAGCUGCUUAAUGAUAGCUUGUCACGCAUUGGUGAGGGGACAGCAGAUGGAGAUCAGUAUGAACAGCCUGGAGCUGGAGGAAGCCCGCUGGUUUGGCCUGGAGGAAAUCUUGGAGGGUCUCAAGCGAGGACCCAAAUCUGCAAAGCAAGAUGAUGGAAGUUUUUUACCCUGGUUCCCUCCCAAGCAGGCCAUUGCUCACCAGCUGAUCAACGAGUGGGUUAAGCAGCAGACUUCUCAUCCGCCUCAGGUGCAGUGACUUCACCACGCCUCCAUCUCUACCAGAAUUACUAACGCUUGACAUAAAAGCUUCCAGAGACGAAAUCUGUCGUACAGCAGGUGUAACCUGAUGGCAGUCCUACACUAGGAUACACAGACCUACACAGCCAGUUCUAAACCGAUCAUCCUCAGACAACAACUUGUGCAGUGGAUCACCUUUGAGAUCUAUUGACUUGUAGUAAAUGUACAAUAAAAUUCUUAGUCCCAAAGCA
Messenger RNA from Numida meleagris (helmeted guineafowl), 3584 nucleotides. RefSeq names its product nudix hydrolase 13 (gene NUDT13). NCBI's taxonomy places the organism in Eukaryota, Metazoa, Chordata, Aves, Galliformes, Numididae. The transcript is spliced from 9 exons. The record is from RefSeq and is a predicted model, not a curated record. Gene Ontology annotation, molecular function: hydrolase activity; metal ion binding. The coding region runs from base 2270 to 3352 and encodes 360 amino acids.